Molecule: messenger RNA, 1250 nt
Organism: Aegilops tauschii subsp. strangulata
Lineage: Eukaryota; Viridiplantae; Streptophyta; Magnoliopsida; Poales; Poaceae
Source: RefSeq, a predicted model, not a curated record
UAAAGAAAAAACUACGACAUUAGGGUUACCCCUUCCGCUUCCCCUUCCACUCCCUUUCCGAACAAAUUCUGCUUCCGCUGUUCCAUCUUCUUGGCUCGCCUAUCUCCCGUGCUCGCCAAUCCACGCCAAAUCGGCUGCCGACCGUCAACGACCAUGGCUGCACAAGCAGACGAGGAGACGGACUGAUGUUGUUGCCGAUGUGAUCUUCCUGUUAUUCAACGCGGUGUGCCUCCUAGGCAGGACGUCAACGCCGGUUGCCAAACUGCAGCCCUUUGAAGGAGAGGAAGGGGUCUCUGCCAACACUAGAUGUCGUCCGCCUCUUGGGAAAGCCGUGGAGGAAGAAUGUUGUCUGCCGCCGCCGACCAUGACCUCCGAGAUGCACCGUUGGAGAUCAGGAAGGACGCCUUCAGUUCAGGCUAUUUCUUCCUCACCUUCUUUCUUUGAUUCAUAUCUUUGUUUUUUUCAGUGUGUGACUGCAUGUGUAACUUCUCGCAGUUGCAUUCAGAGUUCAGAAGAUGGGUUCUGCGAGGUGCAAGUAGCAGCCUCGAAUAUGAAGAGGGUCAUAACCAUGUUAUUCACUCUCAACCUGCGCUACAAAAUUAUUGGUAUAUGCAAUUGGUGGUUCCGCUCCUGCUGCAAAGAAGCUAGACGUCCGGCCUGGCAAAAGUAGUUUCCCGAUGAUGCGUAAGAGUCUUGCUGCUCGCAUUGGCACAGAAGCUCCCAUAUCUGAAUUUUAUUUUUGCUAGAGUUAUCAGAUGCACAUUCUAUUAGUCUCCAUAAUUAUUUAGAGAGCACAAGCGUAUUUUUGCACUGAUUUCUCAUAUGCACCUUCUGUUAGUAUGCGUACUUAUUUAGAGAGCAUGGGAAUGUGAUUCUGAUGGCUUCUAUUUGUUACAUAUUAUAGUCGACAAUUGUGAUACCAUAUAUGUCCUGGAUGGCAAACUUAUUUUCAGAUUUGGUCAGAGCCCACCUGUUCCAAGUGCUGGGCGAUUUUCCUUUGAUGGCAAGGAUCUAAGAUGAUCCGGUGGUUCUUGCUGCAUAGUAUUGUUGCUGGUCCCAUUAAUAGACAAGUAUCCGACGGGACAAUUCCCUGCGGGUAGCUCAAAUGGGGCUGCUGGCACCCAUACACGCAUAAAACAGUCAUGUGUGCCUUCGUUGUUCAAUCAUUUGACUACAUACAUGUACAUUUUGUUUCAUCCAUUGUUUAGCUUUAUAAUUCAAGCGAGCAAAUAUAUCAUUUUUUCACCGUA